GAGAGAAAAGGGGUUUGGGGUGGGGGGGGUGGAAGUGUGGUUGUGUUUUUUUACUAGAAAUCUAAUUCUCAAAAGGAUUUUAACAAUAAUAAUAAUCGUUGCAUUUUUGCUCAGCAAUAAGCAAUGGAAACUUUCAAUUCCGUGGAUAAUAAUCAUCAUCAUCAUCAUCAUCACCAUCACCAUCAUCGCCCGCGUAGCCCCCCCCGCCCGGAGGAGCACAGCUCGCCCCUGGAUUACUUCCACCAGAGACACGGCGAGAAGAACACCUUCAACUCGUGGAAUGACUACUUGGGGCUGUCGACGCUGAUCAGCAAAGCCCUGGUCAACAGCACCAGCGAUGGGGGCAGCGGCAGAGAGGUGGGCAAGAGCGGUUUGCACCACCCUGGUCCGGCGGGGUUAGGGUUGAGAUUACACCCAAGAGGGGCGCCUUGCAUUGGCCGCUCCUUGGACCUGAGCGAUUUGGGGCUUUGCUCCCAUCACCAUCACGGGGACCUGUUGGGCUCGGACUUGGAGGAGAGGUUCUCUGAGUUGAGUCCCUUCUCGGCGGUGGGCUACAGCGGUGGAGAGCUCGGACCACACUUGGAGGAGCGCGACCACCCAACCUGGAACCGAGUGGACCUGAUCAUGAUGGAGGAGGGCAGGAGCCACCUCCACCACCACCACCACCCAAACCAUCUCCUGCUCCCCAACAGCAACAACAACAACAACAACGCAGCGAACGGGGGCCACCAGAGAACAGGCAGAGGCGGCCGAGCCGACCUCCAGAUCUGUGUGUUCUGCAGGAACAAUAAUGAGUCCAUCACCCUCUACACCACCCACAUCCUCAAGAGCCCAGACGGCCGUGUCUUGUGUCCCAUCCUCAGGCGCUACACCUGCCCACUGUGCGGGGCCAACGGCGACAACGCUCACACCAUCAAGUACUGCCCACUCUCCAAGCUCCAGCUCCAGCCCGCACCCAAACUGAGGACCAGGAACUGCGUGAGCAAGAGAAUCCGCUAGAGAGAG
This is a messenger RNA of Callorhinchus milii (elephant shark), 1005 nucleotides long. Its product is annotated as nanos homolog 1. Gene Ontology annotation, molecular function: mRNA binding; zinc ion binding. NCBI's taxonomy places the organism in Eukaryota, Metazoa, Chordata, Chondrichthyes, Chimaeriformes, Callorhinchidae. The coding region runs from base 124 to 999 and encodes 291 amino acids. The transcript has a single exon. Gene Ontology annotation, cellular component: perinuclear region of cytoplasm. The record is from RefSeq and is a predicted model, not a curated record. Gene Ontology annotation, biological process: oogenesis; negative regulation of translation.